Felis catus (domestic cat) is the source of this 1792-nucleotide messenger RNA. RefSeq lists its product as uncharacterized. NCBI's taxonomy places the organism in Eukaryota, Metazoa, Chordata, Mammalia, Carnivora, Felidae. The transcript has 6 exons. The record is from RefSeq and is a predicted model, not a curated record. Bases 1 to 909 code for a protein of 302 amino acids.
AUGCCGUCAGCGGCCCAGCCCCGCCUCCCGAGAUGUGGCAGGCCUCCUCCCUGCCCUACACUUUCUACCACCUGCCUUCCGCCUUGCAGGGACGCUACCACCGGCUCCGGGAAGCCCCUCCCGCAGACCUGCCGCUCCCCUGCCUCAGAAGGAGCUGCUCGACCGACAGAUACCAAGGUCGUCUUUGCGCCGGCGUGCGACCCAUUUAAUACGGUAGAGGAUUUAAAACCCUGCCCAAGAGCCUACUGCCUGGGGUGGCUCCCAUACCAAAGUCCGAGAAGCGAGGGAAGGGAGACCUCGAAGGAGGGUGACGUGGCUCACCGCUGCUACGAGAUCCAUCGCGGGAAGCCCAUACCCCCACGUGGCGUAUCUCCUGAACCGCGCUUCUUUUUACCUUCUGCCCCGUUCCUGGAGCCUUCCGGUCACUUACAAUUCAAACAAAAGAAACACCAAAAAGCUAGUUCGUGUGUCAUGGGCUCCUUUUCUCUGUCUCGGCACCAGAAGGUUCUAGAAACCGUUUGCAGACUCUCCUCAGGGACUCAGAAGGUCAGGGCGAGAGAAGGGUGGAGAGAAAUUGGGUUGCAUGUAUCGGUAGUGAGAGUGGAGAUCCUGAGGAAUAUAUCUGCUGCUUCUGCCGGUCUCUCUCCCUCAGUCAUCAAGCGCCGUCGCCGAGCACUUCUCAAACGGUCCCGUACGCACACGCACACACACAAACACACACGCCAGGAGAGUCUUGUUAACAAGCCCGUGGUCCUGCGUUUCCAGCAUGCUCACGGGACCCUAAUGCUGCUGAUCUGGAGACCUCGCUUUGAGCAGCGAGACUGCGGGUGGCGUCUGAACCUGACGGUCCGUGGGCUAUUAUUCCGUAUAGGAUGCCGGGACGGCUGGGUAGCCAUCCAGAAAAAGUAACGUCAGACUUAUACUCCCAAUUCCUGUACUAGGACGGAUACGAAGAAGUGUGAUCUGUGCUCGAGGUGGAAAUGCAAAAUGAUGAACAAUUGAAAGGACAACGGGCAAAGAAUAGAGACACUCAGUAACUUGACCAAACUCACAAGAAGCCGGUGCGUGAACCGGAAUGAGAAACCAUUAAUCUGCAAUGGGAAAUACUCCUUUGCGAUGACAGAACACGCAUGUCUGCCAUCCCAGGCACCUCGCUGCACAGAUCAAGAUGCCCGUGACGUUCCGUGAGGGAGCCCAGUGGGGCGCCUGGCUGGCUCCGUCAGAAGAGCAUGGGACUCUCGAUGAUCUCAGGGUCGUGAGUUCAGACCCCAUGUUGGGCAUGGAGCCUACUUUAAAUAAAUUAAAUAAAUAAAUAAAUAAAUAAAUAAAUAAGCGAGCACGCACGCACAAGAUGACCAGAUAAACGUGGAAGCGAGCAGAAAGUUGGUAGAACGCAGUGAGGGUCAUAAUUACCACAAGCCAGGAGGUCUGCCGGUCACCUUCCACAUGUAGAGAUCACAUUAUAUAAUAUUUAUUCAUUCACUUAUUCGACCAAAUAUACGAAGUGUCCAGUAUAUGCCAGGUACUGUCCUAAGCACUGGAAAUAUAACUGUGGACUAUGGAAUAAAGAACAAAAACAACAAACAAACAAACAAACAAAAAACAGGUAAGGGAGAACAGGGGCCCUGAGUGGAGGAGGGAAGAUUAAGAUUCUAUGGCUGCUGUCAGUACUCUCCCUUUCCAGAUGAGGAGCUACAGAGAAGUGAAUGGCCUGAGGUGUUUCCCUGUGCUUGGUUCUCACAGAUAUACUACGUACCAAACAUGUUUUGUUAUUCCCUCUUUUUAAAAAAAU